Haliaeetus leucocephalus (bald eagle) is the source of this 312-nucleotide messenger RNA. Its product is annotated as feather keratin-like. The record is from RefSeq and is a predicted model, not a curated record. Gene Ontology annotation, molecular function: structural constituent of cytoskeleton. The coding region runs from base 1 to 312 and encodes 103 amino acids. Gene Ontology annotation, cellular component: intermediate filament. The transcript has a single exon. Lineage: Eukaryota; Metazoa; Chordata; Aves; Accipitriformes; Accipitridae.
AUGGCCUGCUACGACCUCUGCCGCCCCUGCGGACCCACCCCGCUGGCUAACAGCUGCAACGAGCCCUGUGUCCAGCAGUGCCAGGACUCCCGCGUCGUCAUCCAGCCUUCUACCGUGGUGGUCACCCUGCCAGGACCCAUCCUCAGCUCCUUCCCCCAGAACACCGCCGUCGGAUCCUCCUCAUCGGCUGCCGUGGGCAACGUCCUCAGCUCCCAGGGAGUGCCCAUCUCUGGUGGCUUCGGAGGCCUGGGCGGCUACGGCUUCGGAGGCCUGGGCUGCUUCGGCGGCAGAAGAGGCUGCUACCCCUGCUAA